Messenger RNA from Seminavis robusta, 999 nucleotides. The record is from the annotation of a GenBank genome assembly. NCBI's taxonomy places the organism in Eukaryota, Bacillariophyta, Bacillariophyceae, Naviculales, Naviculaceae.
AUGACAUCCACAGGACUUUACAGCAGCCCUCGAGCGGUGGUCGACUUUCACUUGCUGGAGGUAUACGAGGACAAACUUCUGGAGAAUUUGGACCACUUGAGAACCCCCUUGUCCGUCUCCCCCUCUUCACUCCAAGUGCUUCUACCUCAUGGGUUGAGCCCUGAACCAAAGCAAGAGAUGCACGAAGACGAUUACUCCAAUGAGCUACCCCCCGCAUUGCGUUGUCUGAGCGUCUCGACUCGUUCCUCGGCCGCUUCGGCUACCUUGGACGAGUCCUGUGAUUCCAGCUCGGUAUCUUCCGUCUCCUUGGACGAUUUCCCAUUGGAUUUCGAUGACACAUCAGACAGGGGAACAACAGCAACGGCAGCGUUGAGUGGAAGGCCACAGAGAAGUAUCUUUGGGAGCUAUUGGGAGAAUAAGGGGGGAAGACCAAGACAGACACAGCCUCUGCUAUCGACGUGCCAAGAAGGUCGUCCCACUACAACGAGUGCUCCGCGCUCAGAGGCUAACAAGGAUCUUGUCCCCGGGGAGGUGGACAGUUACGAGAGGCUUCUGGAGAGGAAUGAAGCUCCCGUAAGGAGGAAUGCUGGGAGCCCUGAUAGGGCUGCCGCUGCGGCAACCAAAGGUUCAAGGAGGCGUCUUUGGGAGAACCACUACGUCUCGCAGCAUCAGUCAGAGUCUGCCUUGUGCGAAGUCGCAGCCAUGCUUGGACCCCCAGAGACACUCCGCAAGGCGCACUCCACUCCGGUGGUCGGGCGAAAGCCUACCACUACUGAAGCCACUGGCAAGAGGGCCUCUUGUCUGAGGCAGUGCCGCUUCUCCGGCAGCUCUCGAAGAACAUCAUUGCUUUCUACAUCAUCCCACUCUCAAAAUCUCAAUGACAGUCGUCGCUCCAGCGAGACCACCGUCGUCUCCUUUAGUGACCACGUCGAAGUCAAAUACCUCCAGACCAACACGGAAAAGUUUGCCGCUCCAGGUUGGUCCAAGUACUUUUUUUAA